Messenger RNA from Spirodela intermedia, 1212 nucleotides. Lineage: Eukaryota; Viridiplantae; Streptophyta; Magnoliopsida; Alismatales; Araceae. The record is from the annotation of a GenBank genome assembly.
AUGUACAGCAACCGCCAUCUCCGUGAGCAACAGCAGCAGAAGAAGCUGAGGCGCUUCUACGAUCAGGAGCUGGAGCAGCAGCAAGAAGAGGAGCAGGAAAAGGAGGAAGAAAAGGGUGAGGGAGAGGAGGCCCCCCUUCUUCUUCCGGGGCUGCCCGACGACAUCGCGCAGUUGUGCCUCACCCGGCUGCCCCCUCGCGUCCUCUUCGCCGUCUGCCGGUCCUGGCGCCGGCUCCUCUACUCCCCUUCCUUCCCUCCUUUCCUCUCCCUCUACGCCCUCCUCUCCUGCGCCUCCUCUCCCGCCGCCGUCGAGCUCCAGACCUUCGACCCUGUCGCCGCCGCCUGGCGGCCCGUCCCUCACCAUCCCCAGUUCCGCCACCUCCUCCUCUCCCACCCGGGAUUCCUCUCCCGCUCCCUCCCCGUGCAAUCCGUCGCCGCCGCCGGCCGCCUCGUCUUUCUCGCCGCCACGACCCACUCCCUCCUCCCCGCCCUCCCCCGCCCCCUCGUCUUCCAUCCGGGCACAUCGCAGUGGCACCUCGCGCCGCCCCUCCGCUCCCCUCGCCGGUGGUGCGCCGCCGGGACCGCUGGCGGCCGGAUCUACGUGGUCAGCGGAGUCGGCCACGGGUACUGCGCCGACGUGGCGCGGUCCGUCGAGCGGUGGGAUCCCGCCUCCAGCGACGGCGUGUGCCACUGGGAGCAGAUGGCUCCGCUGCGGGACGGCCGGUUCAGCCGGGAGGCGGUUGACGCUGUGGCCUCCUCGGGGAAGCUCUGCAUAGUCAACGUCAGAGGGAGGGCCUCCAAGGAGGGCGCCGUCUACGACAUCGCCGCCGACAGGUGGGAGGAUAUGCCGCGCGGGCUACUGGCCGGGUGGACAGGCCCGGUCGCCGCCGCGGAGGACGACGAUGACCAGCCGGGUUCCCCCGGCGGCACCAUCUACGUGGCCGACGAGGCGGAGGGAGUUCUCAAGGCCUACGACUGGUUCCAUGACAGGUGGAUCCCGGUGGCUCGCUCCGAGCUGCUGCGCGAGGCGGUACACGUGACCGCCGGAGGCGGGCGCGUCUGCGUGGCCUGCUCCGGCGGGAAGGCCCUCGUGGUGGUCGACGUGUCGUCCCGGCCGGCGAGGAUGUGGGCAGUCGACCUGCCGCCGGGGAAGAAAGUGGUGGGUCUCCACGUUCUCCCGAGACCCAGCCGCGGGGACCUCGGGAAAGCUUGA